UGUGUCAAUUGCCGGGCGACGUAGCGCGAAUAAAGGCCGUAGCCUAUUUCUGACUGUGGCUUAUUUUUAACCGGCGAGGCCGCCUUUAGCCCCGUUUGUCUGCGUGAAGGGUUGAUAAUUUAUCCUCUAGCUUGCCUGUUGCUCGUUUCCAUUUGUGUUGUGUCGUUUUUCGGGUUUCUUCUUUGUCUUUCUGUGUUUUUGCGCUGUGAUGAUGACAGGUGUCAGAGGUAAAGAUUCCUCAGGAUGACGCCUUUCUCCGCGAUCGCUCCGCGUAAAAGGUGCAUCGGGGAGCUUUCUUCCUUUGUUUUGCUGCUCUUUAUUCAGUAGAUACCCGGCGACCCUCCCGCUGAAAAACAAACCGGCGCAGUAUGAGGACAGUCCCACCCCCCCUCUUGUCGUAAUUAUUCGUAAUUAUUAAUAUGGAUGCAUUAAUUAAUCCCGGGGGCGAGGUAAUUGGCUGAGGGGCUCAUUUCGCUGAUUUGUUGCGAUGUCGUGUUUUCGCUUGUAGUGAACGGCUCGUCGUCCGCGUUCAGUAGGCUACCGUGGGGGGCAGGGGGGAGAUUACGAGGCAGCGGAGGAGGAUCUGUCUGUGUGGCAGAUAAAGAUGGUGUUCAGGAGUGAGGAGAUGUGCUUGGCGCAAUUGUUUCUGCAGUCCGGCUCUGAAUAUGACUGCAUUAGUGAGCUCGGAGAGCUGGGGCUGGUCGAGUUCCGAGAUCUCAACCCGAGUGUCAGCUCAUUCCAGCGGCGCUUCGUCAGCGAAAUCAAGAGAUGCGAGGAGAUGGAGAGGAUUCUGGGCUACCUCCUGAGGGAGAUCCAGAAGGCUAAAAUAGCCAUUCCACAGGAGGAUGAGAGUCCACUUGCUCCACCCCCAAGACAGGUCCUGGAGAUCAUGGAGCAGCUUCAAAGGCUGGAGAUGGAGCUGAGCGAGGUGGCGAAGAACAAAGAGAAGCUUCAGAGGAACCUCCUCGAGCUCACCGAAUACACGCACAUGCUGAAGAUCACGCGGACCUUCAUCCACAGCCGCUCCAGACAUGAGGCUCUUGGUAACCAGUAUGAAGAGUUCCCCACCAUGGAGACAGACUCGGUCACAGGAUCCACUGGCAUGCAGAGGCUCGGCGCCAAGCUCGGGUUUGUUUCGGGUCUGAUCCAGCGGGUGAAGGUGGAGGCCUUUGAGCGGAUGUUGUGGAGAGUGUGUAAGGGUUACACCAUCCUCAGCUAUGCAGAAGUGGACGAAAACCUGGCCGAUCUUGACACUGGUGAGAUAAGCAAAAGUGUGGUGUUUCUCAUCUCGUUCUGGGGAGACCAAAUUGGACAGAAAGUGCAAAAAAUCUGCGAUUGUUACCACUGCCACCUUUAUCCACACCCUGAGAAUGAUGAGGAGCGAGCCGAUGUGUUGGACAGCUUAAGGACGCGCAUCCAAGACCUUAACAAUGUGCUUCAUCGCACUGAAGACUACUUGAGGCAGGUUCUGCAGAAGGCCUCAGAAUCUGUCUAUACCUGGGUGGUGCAGGUGAAAAAGAUGAAAGCCAUCUAUCACAUCCUCAACCUCUGCAGCUUCGAUGUCACCAACAAGUGUCUGAUUGCCGAGGUGUGGUGUCCCGUCAGUGACCUCGCAAACCUGAGGGGGGCGCUAGAAGAAGGCUCAAGAAAAGGUGACGCCACCGUACCGUCUUUUGUAAAUCGCAUCCCGAGCACUGACACUCCGCCCACCCUCUUAAGAUCCAACAAGUUUACUGCUGGUUUUCAGAGCAUUGUGGAGGCCUAUGGGGUGGGGGACUAUCGCGAGGUAAGCCCAGCUCCCUACACCAUCAUCACAUUCCCGUUUCUGUUUGCUGUGAUGUUUGGUGACCUCGGCCACGGGAUGGUGAUGAGCCUCUUCGCCUUGUGGAUGGUGCUGAUGGAAAAAAAGCAGAAGAAGAAACGCUCCAGUAAUGAGAUAUGGGCUACGUUUUUCAGCGGUCGCUACAUCAUCCUGAUGAUGGGGCUUUUUUCCAUCUACACCGGCCUCAUUUACAACGACUGUUUCUCCAAGUCUCUUAAUAUAUUUGGCUCUGGCUGGAGCGUCAAGGCUAUGUUCACUCAUAGUCAGUGGACAAACAAAACGCUCCAAACAAAUGCUUUGCUCACAUUAGACCCUAAUGUCAGUGGUGUUUUUAAUGGACCGUACCCAUUUGGCAUCGAUCCUAUAUGGAACCUGGCAGUGAACCGUCUGUCCUUCCUCAACUCUUACAAGAUGAAGAUGUCAGUUGUCAUCGGAGUCAUUCACAUGAGCUUCGGUGUGGUUCUGAGUGUCUUCAACCAUUUGCACUUCCGACAGAAGUUCAACGUCUACCUGCUGUUUCUUCCUGAGCUGCUCUUCCUGCUGUGUCUCUUUGGCUAUUUGGUUUUCAUGAUUUUAUACAAGUGGUUGAUGUUUGAUGCACGUUACUCCAGCCAGGCGCCCAGCAUCCUCAUCCACUUCAUCAACAUGUUUGUCAUGCAGGGGAAGGAUAUCGCUCGUCUAUACCCAGGGCAGAUUGGCCUGCAAAUCUUCCUACUUGUCAUAGCGAUGCUGUCAGUUCCUGUGCUGCUGUUCGGAAAACCUCUCUACUUGUAUUGGCUCUACCGUGGAGGCAAAGGGCUGCGCAGACGCAGAGGUUAUGAGAGGGUGAGGCGCGUAAGCGAGGAUGACGGCUCCACAGCACCAUCCUAUGAUGAUGAUGAUGAUGAAGAGGAGGGACUUGAUGAAGUGACCAACAGAGAAGCUCUUCCCAAAGAGUUUGACUUUGCAGAUGUGCUGCUGCACCAGGUCAUUCACACCAUAGAGUACUGCCUGGGCUGCAUUUCCAACACUGCGUCCUACCUGCGUCUCUGGGCACUCAGCCUGGCUCAUGCCCAGCUGUCGGAGGUGCUGUGGGACAUGGUAAUGCGCCUGGGUUUCAGGAUCACCACAAAAGUCGGUGUAGUGCUUUUGGUCCCUGUGUUCGGCCUCUUCGCCACGCUUACGGUGUCUAUCCUGCUCGUCAUGGAAGGCUUAUCAGCGUUCCUCCACGCUCUCCGACUUCACUGGGUGGAGUUUCAGAACAAAUUCUACCACGGGACCGGUGUCAAGUUUGUGCCCUUCGACUUCUCCCUGCUGCCCUCCGUUUUUGAGCAAGACGGCUUGCUUUGAAACCUCUGAAUUACCGGAUAUGACUGGAAACAGACUUUACAGUUCGGAAGGUUACUGGAAGUUGGAACAAUUCGCACUGUGAUAAACAAACCUUCAAGACAAUUGAUUUAAAAGUCAUUCUUGUAGCAGUGUUUUUCACCACGACAGUUUUUAAAUGUUAUCGGCUGUGCUGACUGCCUUACUACUGCACCCAGCAGACGUCUGAGUAUACAGAGGCUCGCGGUCCUUGUUCUGCUAUUUGGGUUUUGUAGGUGAAACAUUGCUCAGCACUACUCAUCGCACCAGUUGGGUUUGAUUUAAAUAUUUCAUUUACACUGUGCUGUGUAAACUGGUUUUUGCAUUACUUACAACAUGGUAUUUAAACAGUUAAUACAGUGCAACGUAAAGUUUCAGAUGUUACAGCAGCGUCUAAAAACCAUAUCAAGCAUCCUGAUGUAGUGCCAUAGAGAUUUUUUUUUUGUUGUUGUUGUUUUUUUAUGACGAUAUCUAAUAAUGGGUUUGUUUGUUUUUUAAAUUUCUUCUCCUUGUGAUGAAAGAAAUACUUUUAGGCAGUAAAUUUAAAGACAAAUUAAACCAUUGCAACCCUUUUUUGUGAGGCUGUCACAACGCACUUUGCAGAAAUGAUUGUACAAAUUGAAAGUUUUCACAGAUAACUGCGAUGAUGCCAAAUGAAAAUAAUCAACUUUGCUGUUUGCUUAUUUACUUAUUAAUGCAUUUAUUUAAAUGUAACCUCCCCUAUAAUCUAUAGAAGAAGAAAAAACACUGAAAUACUACAGAAAAAAAAGACAAAAAGUCUUAGGUCUUUCUUUCUUUGAUGAUACCGCUUAUUGCAUUUGUUAAUGAUAAUUAAUCAUGGUAUUUAUUUAAAUUAUCAUCUGUACAAUAAUAGUUGAAUAUUUUACCAUUUUGACGUGUUAAAUAAAGGUUCCAAGAAAUGCAAGCAAAAA
Messenger RNA from Maylandia zebra (zebra mbuna), 4098 nucleotides. RefSeq names its product ATPase H+ transporting V0 subunit a2a (gene atp6v0a2a). Gene Ontology annotation, biological process: proton transmembrane transport; vacuolar acidification. Gene Ontology annotation, cellular component: vacuolar proton-transporting V-type ATPase complex; plasma membrane; vacuolar proton-transporting V-type ATPase, V0 domain. Gene Ontology annotation, molecular function: ATPase binding; proton-transporting ATPase activity, rotational mechanism. Lineage: Eukaryota; Metazoa; Chordata; Actinopteri; Cichliformes; Cichlidae. The record is from RefSeq and is a predicted model, not a curated record.